Lactuca virosa is the source of this 1366-nucleotide messenger RNA. The record is from the annotation of a GenBank genome assembly. NCBI's taxonomy places the organism in Eukaryota, Viridiplantae, Streptophyta, Magnoliopsida, Asterales, Asteraceae.
UUAAUUAAAUUAAGAGACUCACAGUGCUUAUACGAAAAAGAAGGCUGCCCCUUUCAGGCUUCCACCAGCGUGUUUCUCCAAAACUAGCGAUACCCACCUCUGAGCGAUACCCUUUUACCCUAACGCCUCCACUCCAGCGACUUCCUCCGCCACACCAUCAGCGACUACCUCCGGCCACCAGACAUGAGCGCCGCCACCCCAGCGCCUAGCCGGGAUUCAGAGUUUCAGCUAUGGUUGCUGAUGAAACCAACCUCCAACGCCACCUCUCAACUUUCAAACGAGCGAUACCCACCUCCUCCAGCAUUGCCCCUUCGCAGACGACACCAACCUCCUCUCGAUUCUACAAGAAUGGGGGGGCUUUUGCUGCUCAAAAACUUUAAGAAGAAAACAGGAGACCUCAUAUAUAAAGAUUAUGAGACCGAGUCCAAGCUGAAGCUAUCAACCCAUUCUGCCAACGGGGUGGGUCUUACAGCUUCAGCCUCAAAGCUAGGGAAGAUGCAUUUUGCUGAUGUUAAUUUGGAGAUGAAGCGCCAAGCAAUCACUUUCGGAAUGAAAGUAAAAUCUGACUCGAAUGUUGCGGUGUCUGCUAUGCUCGGAGACCCUAACCGGGAUUUGACAACACAUCUAACUUUGAAAGUGCCAUCUAAACAUGCAAUGGUGGAACUGAUGUAUAUGAAGAAAAAUCUAGCACUCAGUGGGAAUUUCAGUAUACAAGGGCAUCCAUUUAUGAGUUGUUCAGCUACUGUUGGAAAUAAGGUGAUCUCAGUAGGAGCAAAUGUCUCUUUUGGUAUGAAAUGCCAACAUCUCACUACAUGCAAUAUCGGUUUAAGCUAUACGAAAAAUGAUCUUAUGGCAUCGUUCACUGUGUCGGACAAAGGGGACACCCUUAGCUUUGCUUAUCACCAGGAUGUAAAUCCUUUCAUGAAAACAGCUGUUGGGGGUGAGUUGACACAUAUUGUGUCGAGCAAUGACACACUGUUGAUUCUUGGGGUCCAGCAUGGCUUGGACCCAGAGACGAUCAUUAAGGCCCGUGCAAGUAGUAUGGGUAAACUAAGUGCCCUAGUUCAGCACCAGUUUUCCCGCAGGGCGCUUAUCACAGCUACUUGUGAAGUCGAUUGCAUGGAUCUAAACAAACGAUCGAGGUUUGGAUUAACAUUGGCAUUGGAUCCGUGAUUAUUCAGAAGUGUUGGGGGUGGGGAUGGGGGGAUUGUGGCGGAGUGAUUGUUAACUUGUCCACAUUGACACUAAUUAAUGACAUAUUGGGAAGUGUUGGACUCACAUUGACACUAAUUAGUUUAUGAGUUGAUAUUGGGUUAUUGAAAUACAAUAUGGUCACAUGAAUUUGAUAGUUUAAAGUAAAUGCGUU